Messenger RNA from Aureobasidium subglaciale EXF-2481, 4029 nucleotides. RefSeq lists its product as uncharacterized. The record is from RefSeq and is a predicted model, not a curated record. The transcript is spliced from 2 exons. Gene Ontology annotation, biological process: transmembrane transport. NCBI's taxonomy places the organism in Eukaryota, Fungi, Ascomycota, Dothideomycetes, Dothideales, Saccotheciaceae. The coding region runs from base 1 to 4029 and encodes 1342 amino acids. Gene Ontology annotation, molecular function: ABC-type transporter activity; ATP hydrolysis activity; ATP binding. Gene Ontology annotation, cellular component: membrane.
AUGGAUCCUGUAAACGACAGAAACACUGGCUCAGAUGUAUCGAGUAGUGGCGACACAGUGGACGUAGAAGUCACCAACUAUGAAAAAGCACAGUUGGGCCAAGCUCCGUUACCACUAGCUCCUGCACCAACACCAGCAGUACCCAUUACCGAGAAAGGACACAAGAGCAAGGAUUCGAAGAAGGACACAGACAGCGAUGAUGAGGGUGAAGAUCCGUUCGCUCAUCUCCCCGAGCAUGAGAAGGCUGUCUUGAAGCGGCAACUGGACGUGCCUGUCGUCAAGGUCACAUAUGUAAUGCUGUUCCGCUACUCGACGUUCAACGACAAACUCCUGAUGGCGCUGGCUGCCUUCUCUUCUAUCAUUGGAGGCGCCCUGUUGCCCCUCAUGACCAUCGUCUUUGGCGGUCUCACAACAACCUUCCAGCAAUUCUUCUCUGGAGAAGUAUCGCAGUCCCACUUCAACUCUGAAUUGAGUAGGUUCAGUCUAUACUUCCUCUACCUGGCUAUUGGAGAAUUUGUCUUCGUCUACAUCGCCACGGCUGGAUUCCUCUACACCGGCGAACACGUUUCCGGGAAGAUUCGCGAGAACUUCUUGAAAGCCAUUCUUCGCCAAAACAUCGCCUUUUUCGAUCAGCUUGGUGCGGGAGAGAUCACCACUAGAAUCACAUCAGACACCAACCUUGUUCAAGAUGGUAUCUCUGAGAAGGUUGGUCUGACACUCACUGCUGUCGCCACUUUUGUCACUGCCUUCGUAGUGUCUUUCAUCAAAGAUUGGAAACUCACCCUGAUCCUCAUGUCGACCGUUUUCGCAAUCGUAUUCACCAUGGGUGGCAUGAGUGGUUUUAUUGUCAAGUUCAACAAGGCGUCUUUGUCGUCUUACGCCGAAGGUGGUACCGUGGCCGAGGAGGUUAUCUCAAGUGUUCGCAACGCCAAAGCUUUCAACACCGAAGCUAAAUUGACUAGAGCGUACGAUGCUCAUCUCGCUGUAGCUGAGAAGUGGGGCUUCAAGAUGAAGGCUGUCACUGGCUCUAUGAUUGGCUUCUUGAUGUGCUACGUCUACCUGAACUACUCCCUGGCAUUCUGGAUGGGCUCUCGAUACCUUGUCAGCGGUCGUGUCAAGGUCGGUGAUGUCUUGACCAUCAUCCUGAGUAUUAUGAUUGGCGCCUUUGCUCUUGGAAACGUUGCUCCUAACAUCCAGGCUUUUACUACUAGUGUUGCUGCAGCAGCCAAGAUUUUCGCUACCAUCGACCGGGUCUCACCCCUAGACCCUUCUGCUGCAUCUGGCGAGACUUUGAAGAGCGUCGAAGGUCACAUUGAGCUACGUAACAUCCGUCAUAUUUACCCCUCUCGUCCUGAAGUCACCGUCAUGGAGAACGUUAGUCUUGUUGUCCCAGCCGGUAAGACAACUGCUCUGGUGGGCGAGUCUGGAUCGGGCAAAAGUACCAUCGUUGGUCUCGUUGAGCGAUUUUACGACCCUGUUGGUGGAAACGUUUAUCUCGAUGGUCAGGACAUCUCGACUUUGAAUCUGCGCUGGCUUCGCCGCCAAAUCUCUUUGGUCAGUCAGGAACCAACACUCUUCGCUACCACCAUCUUUGGCAACAUCCGCCAUGGAUUGAUCGGUACCGCUCACGAGGGAGAGUCGGAGGAAAGGAUUCGUGAACUCGUCGAGAAUGCCGCCAAGUUUGCCAAUGCCCACGAGUUCAUCACCGGUCUGCCGGAAGGAUAUGAGACCAACGUUGGUGAACGUGGUUUCUUGCUCUCUGGUGGUCAGAAGCAGAGAAUCGCUAUUGCCAGAGCCAUGGUUAGCGACCCCAAGAUUCUCCUCCUUGAUGAGGCUACGUCUGCCUUGGAUACAAAAUCGGAGGGUGUUGUACAAGCUGCACUGGACAAGGCGGCCUUGGGACGUACGACGAUCGUCAUCGCUCACAGACUCUCCACUAUCAAGGGCGCUGACAACAUUGUUGUCAUGUCUCGUGGUCGUAUCGUGGAACAGGGGACGCAUGACGUGCUGAUUGGACAGAAAGGAGCUUACUACAACCUGGUCGAAGCCCAAAGAAUCGCUGCCGAGAACGAGAGCAAAGAUCAGGAAGAGUUUGGUAUUCUGGACGAGAAGGACCAGAAUCUUACCCGCGUUGUCACUAAGGGUGAAGAGUCCGAGGACGGCCUCCAGCUUGCUCGCACUCAGACCAGCAAGUCCAAGUCCAGCAUCGCCCUUGCAAACAAAAAGGCCGACAUUGAGAACCGUUACUCUCUGUGGACUCUGAUCAAGCUCGUCGCAAGCUUCAACAAGAAGGAGUGGCUCUACAUGACUAUUGGCAUCAUCUGCUCUGUCAUCACAGGUGGUGGUAACCCGACACAAGCCGUGUUUUUUGCCAAAGCCGUCACCGCACUCUCUUUGGACACCCGUAUACCAUCAAAUCUCCCCAUCAUUCGUCGCGAGGCCAACUUCUGGUCCUGGAUGUACUUCAUGCUUGCCAUGGUUCAAUUCGGUGCCUUCAUUCUCCAAGGAUACGUUUUCGCCAUUUGCUCUGAAAGAUUGGUUCACCGCGCUCGCGAGCAAGCCUUUAAGACUAUGCUUCGUCAGGAUGUCGCUUUCUUUGACAAAGAAGAAAAUACUGCCGGUGCUCUGACCUCCUUCCUGUCUACUGAGACCACCCACCUUGCUGGAAUGUCCGGCGUAACACUUGGAACGCUUCUCUCUGUCAUCGUCACUCUGAUUGCCGCGUUUUCCGUCUCUCUGGCCGUUGGCUGGAAGCUCAGUCUGGUCUGUAUCUCAACUGUACCUAUUUUGCUUGCAUGCGGUUUCCUCCGAUUCUGGAUGCUGGCUCGUUUCCAGGCCAAGGCUAAGAAGGCAUACGAGAAGUCUGCUAGUUACGCCUGCGAAGCCACUUCCGCUAUUCGCACAGUCGCAUCCUUGACCAGAGAGGAUGAUGUCCACCUUCACUAUCACGACCAGCUUGUUGACCAAGAGCGCAAAUCGCUUGUGUCUAUUCUCCGAUCUUCAAGUCUUUAUGCUGCUUCCCAAUCGCUCAUCUUCUGUUGUACAGCUUUGGGUUUCUGGUACGGAGGGCGUUUGAUUGCCAGUGGCGAGUACAACAUGUUCCAAUUCUUCCUAUGCUUCAGUGCCGUCAUCUUCGGUGCACAAUCUGCCGGCACGAUCUUCUCCUUCGCUCCCGAUAUGGGCAAGGCCAAGCAGGCUGCUGCAGAGCUCAAGAUUCUAUUUGAUCGCAAGCCUGAAAUUGACAGUUGGAGCGAGGAUGGUGAGAAGCUUUCCAACGUCGAGGGUCAUCUCGAGUUCAGAGAUGUACAUUUCCGUUACCCGACUCGUCCCGAGCAGCCUGUAUUGAGAGGUCUCAAUCUCACCGUAAAGCCUGGCCAAUAUGUGGCUCUGGUUGGUGCUAGUGGUUGCGGCAAAUCGACGACUAUCCAGCUUCUCGAGCGCUUCUACGACCCUCUGGCUGGUGGUGUAUACAUCGACGGCAAGGAGAUUUCAAGCCUCAACGUCAACAACUACCGCUCAUGGAUCGCUCUUGUCUCACAGGAGCCCACUCUCUACCAAGGCACCGUCAAGGAGAACAUCCUACUCGGUGCUGACAGAGAAGACGUCCCACAAGAAGACAUUGUACAGGCUUGCAAAGACGCCAACAUCUACGAUUUCAUCAUGUCAUUGCCGGAUGCCUUUGACACCAUCGUGGGUAGCAAGGGUAGCAUGUUGUCAGGUGGUCAGAAGCAGCGUAUUGCCAUCGCUAGAGCUCUGCUACGUAAUCCCAAGAUCUUGCUCUUGGACGAGGCUACCUCUGCUCUCGACAGUGAGUCUGAAAAGGUCGUUCAGGCUGCUUUGGACAAGGCUGCCAAGGGUCGUACUACUAUCGCCGUCGCGCAUCGUCUAUCCACUAUCCAACGCGCAGACAUGAUCUACGUGUUUGAUGCUGGUAGAGUCGUUGAAUCCGGCACACACACUGAGCUUCUCCACCUGAGAGGACGCUACUUCGAGUUGGUCAACUUGCAGAGCUUGGGCAAGGCACAGUAA